UUCAGGAACACGUUCAGGAAGAGACAGAGAACCCGACUGUUUUGUAAAGGGGACACAAUGUUUAUUCUCUGUGGUAUUGAUCAGCAGAUAUUGCUGUGUAUGGAGGAACUUGCUGGCGGAUGAUGUAAGAAGUGAAAUGUAGUAGUGACGGGAAUUUCAAUUGUGAAGUUCAAACUUGGAUGUUUGACGUUCAUUCAUGUUGAGACAUUUCAGUGAGCGCAGCCAUCAUUUUCCACCAGGGAUAUUUUAAUGUUUAUUGGUGUUGAUAUGAGUUAUAAGGUAUUAGAAAUGGACAAGAGUUGAGGAUUUUUAUCCUGUUAAUGCUGUUGACGUUUCUACUGGGAAAAGUAACAAAUGGUAGUGAACAUGCUUCCAGCCUUGACCUGAAAUAAACACCUGUUGUCAAGAUAAUAAAUAUCUGGCUAUGAGGUCAUGCACAUUAGACACUGAUCAUAGGCAGUUUGUUGUGGAACAUCAACACAAGGACUUGUAUUCAACAGCUAUUCAACAAACUCUGAUGAAGGGAAUUCGAGGUAUAGCACAGCCAUGACACACCGACCAUUUCAUUUGAGGGAGGAAAAAAUAUUCUAAUUUACUUUCUGCAUAAAAGUUACUGUGUACAGUUGGAUAAAAACCUGGAGAGUGGAUAUUUGAUGAGUUUAUUGAGACGUUUGUGAAAAAAGAAGACUUUAGAGCAAUCAUAAGUUCAUGGAAACAUUAAUCUAGACUCACGUCUUGGUGAAGACAUUGUGUGUGUGUGUACAGGUUGUGGUGUUAUGGUGCUUAUUGCUCCCGUACAUGCACAAUACCCAUGACUGACAGGGAAUAACACGCUAGAGUCGCGGUUUGAAUGAAGAAGUGCUUUACAUUGUAACACUUGGAGGAAAUUGUUCUGUGCAUGAGCAAUCAGGAAGGGAAAAGUUACACUACAGCGUGUACAUGUAUUUCUCACUUCAAUGUCUUGUCAGUGAAACUUGAUCUUGUGAUAGAGUCUGUGUUGAAUGAAGAUUGUGUAGGCCAUGCUGUAAGGAUAACUAUUACUGAUCAAUAGUAUUCCUUUUUCUGACCACAUAUCGCCAACCCUGAGAACACAAGUUGGUGCAUUGUGUGAAUACAACUUCUGACAGUGAAGUGAUUUCGCAAUAAAAGGGACAGCAAGUAAAAGUACAUGCAACAGUGAACCUGUUAUGAAAUUCAUGUUGGACAUUGUUAACCCAGCCAGGUGAUCAGUGCAUUAGGCAGUGAGAUAGGGGUACGCCCCCCAACAACCGCAGUACGGAGAUAGUGAUAUCUUCCGCGCUGUAUCAACACAGGAGUGGGACACAGUUAGCGGGAAGGAUAUCGUAGCGAGAGAGAGAGCCUCAGUCAGCUGACUGGAGAGAUUAUUGAGAGACGGUUCCUCCCCUGCUCUCUCACAGGUGGAGUGCCAUCCCGGAUUAUCUGCCAUCAACAUCGGAACUGUCAAGGUUUUACUUUCAAGUCCAUGCAGAGAAUUGCUGUUGCUUCAACAUGUUGUAAUACAGCUGAAUUUGUUUCCGGUGUGAGGAAAUUUCUAGAAGCAAAUUGAUUGUUUGGGAAAUGAUUGUAUUUGUGGGAUAGCCUGAGCUAUUUCAAAGUGAUUUGCCUAGCUCCAACUGAGGGUGGCUAUUUUUGGAUUACAAAACAUAACGUGGAGAUAGGCAUGCCAAGAUGAAACUUCUCGGAGUAGAAGCAGUAAACGAGGAAACCGCCUUCAUACCCAAGACCGGCACUGACCAGGCAGCCACAGAAACUCCUACUAUUAUAGUAAGUUCUGCUGAUCAACAACCCAACGGGAAUGAAAUUGAAAAGGCGGCCCCUACCGAUGAGGAAGAAAAAGGAGACAAUGCCCACCUAUCGAAGGACCAAAUACCCCUGGCGGAUGCCGAGGACCCGGAAUCUCCGUUUGCCAAUCAUAUGGCACUGUAUGAGGAUGACUUGCAACAUCAGGGUAAAAUCUCACAAAUCAUCAACCGCAUUGCCAACUACCAGGCAGGUAUUACCCCCAACCCUAACGACGUGGAGAAGGGAAAGGGACAACAGACAAAAAAAGCCAACCUAGGAACUGUACUCGGGGUGUAUCUACCAUGUAUUCAAAACAUCUUCGGCAUCCUGUUGUUUGUGCGGAUGACCUGGAUUGUGGGAAUGGCGGGCGCCAUGGAGUCCUUCUUCGUCGUCCUCAUCAGUUGUCUGACGACACUGUUGACCUCCAUUUCAAUGAGUGCUAUUGCCACAAAUGGCGUCGUCCCUGCCGGGGGAUCUUACUUCAUGAUUUCCCGUGCCCUUGGACCAGAGUUCGGUGGCGCUGUGGGAGUGCUCUUCUACCUGGGAACUGCUGUAGCUUCUUCCAUGUACAUCAUUGGUGCUGUGGAGAUAUUAGUGACUUAUAUGGCCCCACAGAUGGACAUUUUCGGGAAUGUAUUCCACAGUUACAGAUUAUAUGGAACAGCAGUCAUGCUGCUCUUAGCAUUUGUAGUGUUCAUUGGCGUCAAGUUCGUCAGCAAGUUUGCUGCCCUGUCACUGGCGUGUGUCAUCAUAUCUAUUGUCUCCAUCUACGUCGGCAUCUUCGCCUCCAACCCUGACAGCAGCGUGGAGAUUUGUGUUCUCGGAGAUCGACUGCUGACGAGUGAGUCCGUCAUGAUGAACGGAACCUUCUUCUGUGAGAAAAACACUUCCAGCUCCAUCUACCAACACUACUGCGGAGUCAACAACAACACCGGCGACGCAUGCGAGUACUACAACAAAAACGAAGUUCUUAAGCUCAAGGGUAUUCCAGGCCUUGCAAGUGGGAAAUUUAUUGAGAACGUUUACAACCGCUACACAGAGGCAGAAAACAUCAUCGGCACAGACGAGAAGGGGGAUGAGGCUCGGGGUGAGAUCUUGGCUGAGAUAACAACAUCAUUCAUGAUCCUCCUGGCUAUCUACUUCCCCUCAGUUACAGGCAUCAUGGCCGGUUCCAACAGGUCGGGCGACCUUGCAGAUGCACAGAAAUCUAUUCCAGCAGGAACCAUAGCUGCUAUUUUAACCACUUCCGUCGUGUAUAUCAGCUCGGUGCUGUUCUUUGCGGCUUGUAUUGAAGGUCAUCUACUUAGAGACAAGUAUGGAGUCAGUAUAGGUGGGAGUCUGCUGAUCGGGACACUGGCCUGGCCGAAUGAGUGGGUCAUCAUGAUAGGUGCCUUCCUGUCCACACUCGGGGCGGGGCUGCAGACUCUCACAGGUGCUCCCCGCUUGCUUCAAGCCAUUGCCACCGACAACGUUAUCCCAUUCCUGUCCAUAUUUAGUAAAACCACAAAACGUGGAGAGCCAGUGCGAGCCCUCCUGCUCACCAUGCUGAUCUCUGAGUUCGGUAUCCUCAUUGCCAGCCUGGACUAUGUGGCUCCCAUUAUUACUAUGUUCUUCCUCAUGUGUUAUGGCUUUGUGAACAUGGCUUGUGCAAUGUUGACACUGUUACGGACACCAAACUGGCGACCUCGGUUCCGCUUUUACCAUUGGACACUGUCGUUGGUGGGGCUCACGCUAUGCAUUACACUGAUGUUCAUAUCCAGUUGGUACUACGCCUUGACGGCCAUCGCCCUUGCCUGCUGUAUAUACAAGUACAUCGAAUACAAGGGUGCUGAGAAAGAGUGGGGUGAUGGUAUUCGAGGUUUAGCAAUGUCUGCCGCUCGCUACUCACUGCUGCGACUUCAGGAAGGACCUCCUCACACCAAGAACUGGAGGCCCCAGCUGCUUGUGUUGCUGAAACUGGAUGACAACCUACAACCUAAAUACCCAAAGCUUGUCAAAUUUGCCAGUCAGCUGAAGGCAGGCAAAGGUCUGACUUUAGUCAACACAGUGAUUGAAGGAACAUUCACAGAAAAGUUUGCUGAUGCUCAAGCUGCAAAGCUUACCCUGGACAAGCUGAUAAAGGAUUACGGUGUGAAGGGAUUCUCCGAUGUAUUGAUAGCCAGGUCCGUCACGGAGGGACUGUGUCAUUUAGUACAGAACGCUGGUCUAGGAGGGUUGAAACACAACACGGUUGUGGUGGGAUGGCCAUAUGGUUGGAGACACGACUCUGAUGAAAGGAGUUACAAAGUCUUCCUGGACACUGUGCGUAAUGUGGGAGCUGGGCAGUUGGCCCUGUUGGUGUGUAAAGGUGUCACUAUGUUCCCUGACAACGAGAAACUGCGUGGUACAAUUGACGUCUGGUGGAUUGUUCAUGACGGUGGACUGCUGAUGUUGCUGCCCUUCCUGCUGAGGAUGGAUCGAUCAUGGAAGAACUGCAAACUGAGGAUCUUUACUGUUGCUCAAAUGGAAGACAACUCGAUCGAGAUGAUGAAGGACUUGAAGACGUACCUUUACCAGCUGCGUAUUGAGGCUGAGGUCAAUGUUGUGGAGAUGAGCACCAUUGACAUCUCAGCAUACACAUAUGAGCGUACACUGAUGAUGGAACAAAGGACCCAGAUGUUGCGGGACAUGAGACUGCAUAAAAUGGAGCCCCAAGCCAUUGUGGAUCGAUCGCAUCUGACACCAUCAGACGUGAUGUUACGUCUUGACCCUGUCCCUGAGGAGAUAGAUGACGAGAGCUCGACUGAUCCCACUGAUCACAGUAAACACAACCAGUUCACCUUUACCCCUCAGCAAGGGGGGCAACUCCUCAAUCUCAAGCCAUCCCCUCAGUCACUUCCUAAGCCAGACACAAGAAACGUAAGAAGAAUGCACACAGCUGUGAGACUCAAUGAACACAUCGUAGAGAAAUCCCAUGAUGCUCAACUGGUGAUUCUUAACUUACCUGCACCCCCGAAGACAAGUGCUGGUGAAGAAAACUACAUGGAGUUCCUGGAAGUAUUGACAGAGGGGCUUGACCGAGUACUGAUGGUCAGAGGGAGUGGCCGUGAGGUCAUCACCAUCUACUCUUGAUGACCUUUCACCCAGGUCAAGGUCAGCACAGAAGUCACAUAUCAGGGAGGCAAACAGAUGCGUGAUGAGGAGGUGACUUGUAAUCAAACCAAGGAUGUGAUAUCAGUUAUGGAGAAGCAGGAGUACAGUUUAUUUUGAUAACAUCGGUAUACACUUUGAAGCUGUUGUGGUGGCUGGAAGGAAAAUUAUUUUAGUAAACUAUUUAGGGCAGGGGAAGAUAUUUUGUGGCAAUUCCAAUAACUUAUAUGAGCCAUUAAUGUAAAUAUCAAUGUAUAAUCUAUAUCAUAAGUCAAAUUUCCUUUACAAACAUCAUUUUAAACACAGUAUUUGAAAUCUUAAUAAUUUCUUUACUCUUUGACAAUAAUAGUUUCCGCAAAUGUCAUUCCAUGGCUUUUCAGAGAGCUCCAAAUCCUUCACACCUUUAUGUCAUGACAUUACUUCUGUUAACAUGGUGACCAUGACUUGAAUUACUGCUUUGUGACCUGUUUAACUUAAUUUUCUAUCAAUGUUACAUGAAACAAUUUAGAUAUACCUCAGUUACUGUGUUGCUAAGCAACCAGUCAAGGUCACAUUUUAUCUGACUGUCAGUCACCUGCAUAUUAUGUUGCAAUGUACAUAGAGCGCAUCAGUGAGCGCCUGAACUUUGUGAUUUAAAUUAUGAAGACAUUUUAUGUAUAUCCAGUAUUUAAUGUCAGAUGGUGUUCAUAUCAAAUGGCGUUUUGUUCGUCUGAACAGUGUAGGGUAGUCUCUGGGUAAUGGUUAAGCUGACUGUAGGCACUUACAAUGCCUUUGGAAGCAUGUUUCACCAAUCAUAGGUACUGAAUGCUGAAUUUCAAACAGGUGACCUCACACCUUAAGUGUUUACAAAAGGAAUAUAAAACAUCAAAACAUGACAUGUGCCAAUAUUUGCCUCUUCUUCAUGUUCAAAUAGUGUGAUAUAUUACAAGUAAUAAUUUCAUGUUAAACAGUGCCAACAAGCCGGCCCUUGAAGAAUUUGGCCCUCACAUAUUUAAGGUGGUCAAAACCUGGCAAUUCUCGGGCACGGCAAAUCUGUGUACCCAGAAAACAUUAACAUGAAUAACUUUCCAUUUCCAACAAGAACUCAGUUGCCUUUCUAUUGGCCUUUUUAUACCUCGUCUUUAUCAAAACUGAACUUAAUUUUUUUUCUCAAAAAGUGACAAGUUUGAGACACAUACCCCAGUAUGUGUCACAUUGCGAGCAUUGUGAUGUUAAUGGAUUUCAAUAAUUUGGAAACACGACCAUAUUAAUGAAAUGGCUCAAUGAUUUCUAUUUGUGUUUUAUUUCUAACUGUUUCUUGUUAUUUGUUCUGUGCUGAAAACACAUGUUUUAUCUUCAUCUGUCUUUUACCUUAUAAAACAUCUUUCCCAUGAAUCAAAUAUGGACUUUUUGUGCCUAGAUGUUGUGGCUCUGAACUUCAAUAGACAUCUGUCUCAGUGAAAACCAAAUACUGUCUGCUUUUGUCAUACUGCUUUUAUACCAUGUUUGACCUACUUGUAUUUUCAUAGCCUUUCUCUACAAAACUUGAGAAUAAAGAUUCAAUAGUUUUCUGGUUGUAGAGGAAGCUAUCAUGAAAGAUACCACCUGUUUACAAAAGAAACUCAAAAUAUUCUUUUACUUUUGCACAAAGUAAAUAGUUAAAUAGUAUUAACAAUGUUUUAGUUUGAAAACAUUUAUAAACACUAUGUGUAGUUGCAAAAAUGUAAAGGGUUGCUGUAAACAACAGUGAGUUGUGCGAUCUACCGAUCGCUUCACACACGAUUUUGCCAAAAUUAAUGUAAACAUAACCAAAUGAAAUUUUGAAUAAAACAAUAAAAUAUAUUACAAUGAACACCUUCUUUAGAACCAGAUACAGUGGUCCCUCGCUACAACGCUACCAAUGGGGUCCAAAUAAUUGGUGGGCAUUAUUUACGAUGAGCCGUUUAACCGAGGCCGAGGCGGGGGAACGCGCUCGGCCAAGCUCACGAUCUUCGCCUUGUCUCGCACAUUGCAAUGAUACAAGUUGUUUACCGUUCAUAGUGUAAAAAUAUAUAUCCAUUAUGUUUUCGCUGUUUGUUAUUAUUUACAAGCCUUAACUGUCACAUUCAAUGUGAAUGUAGUCUACUAACAUGAAUAUAUCGAUCGAUAAUGGUAGUAACAGAUGCUAUGAGUGAAGAGCCAAUCACAAUUCAUUACACAAGUACAGAGUGAUUCAGUGGCAUUGAUUGGUCAUAUUGCUUAAAAUACCAUAUCACACACGAUUUUGCCAAAAUUAAUGUAAACAUUACCGAAUGAAAUUUUGAAUAAAACAAUGAAAUAUAUUACAAUGAACACCUUCUUUAGAACCAGAUAUGUAGUAUAAUAAUGGGAUUAAAUUGAGUACUUCAGUUUAGAUUUGUUGACUGGUAUUUCGGGUGUUUUGUGAUCGCGGUGAUCAGCUGAUAAAAUUUUUUUAGAUGGGGAAAACAUUGUGUCAAAACUUGAGUUUAUUAAAAUGUAAGUAAAUUUUCAGAGUCAUGCUUUACCGCCAAUAUCGAGUUAUCACUAUAUUGAAGAGCGCAAUAUCGAGGGAGCACUGUAGUUACAAAAAUUAUCUGUACACGGAAUAUUAAAAGUUUAAUCUUGACGUACAAAAUAAGAAUAUUAUUUUUGUAUUUCUUUAAAACUUUUUAUAAUCCAGUAAGAAGAAACUAAGUUAGUUUAUCCAAGUGCCAAAGGAACUAUAUUCCUUAUGGCUAUUCUGCUGACUGUAACAUAUCACUAUGGCAACCACUAUUUAUGCUAUUAUUCAAACAACUUGUUCCAUAACAGGAUGAAGUAUGUUGGACACUGUAGUCGUGUGUUUUGAUGAUUGGUGAUAUUUGAUGCUGAACUUAAUUUGAUGAUGAUAUGUACAACGAUGAAGGCCAUAAUGAAAUGCAUGUUCCUGUAUAUUUCAUAUCAUGUACUGCUGGAAAUAUAUAUCUGAUAGACAUGUACAACAUAUUUUGUAAGACCACAUGAUUUCAUGAGAACUGUAAAACAUAAUCACUCUUCUGACAAUGCAUCUUGUUUCCAGUGUUGUAGAGCUGCAUUAUAUACAGUGAAACGCUGUUGAUCUAGGCGGUACUGUUUGGUAGUAUGGGCUACAAAUCUAUGAUCAUGGAGCGAUGUCACACUGUAUUAAUGUUACUUAUGGUGUAAAAUAUUGCACCUGUAGUUAUGAUCAUGUAUUGACCUUUCCCAAAUUUGACAAAGAAGCUAAAAAUAUGACACUAAACCACCUAUAAAGGGCAAACAUUUUGCUAGAAUGUAUUUCUUUUUAGUGAUUCACAUAGAUCAACAUGUCAGUCAUACUGAGUUUAACAAUGACUACAAUUGCAACAUAUAUUUACCUGAUUUUGAAUAACAAACAUUUAGAACCUAUUUAUCACCUGUAGAAGGUUAUCGUUGCAUAUCUUUUAUGUUCAUGAUCAGUGUUUUAUCAUUGUUUGUUACUACACAUGGUACAGUUUUAAUUUGGACCAUUAUUUUUUUUCUAGUCACAGGGUCUCAAAGGAUUUAUCUUGUUAAAUUAUUUUGUUACAUUGUGUUUUAUGACUUAAAAUGACAUUCUUUUGUUAAUCUCUCCCUCAUGAUUAGUCAUUCUGUUAAAUGGUACCUGAUUGUGCAUGUGUCUGGUACAAGGUAUGUAAGAUUAUGACAGUAGGAUUAAGUAUAAGUAAUCUUGACAUGUUUGUCCUCAUUUCAGUUAUUGUCCUUAAGUUUGAAUAUUUAUAUCGUUUCUAUCAAACUGUGUUAACAGGAUUACAAGAUCAAAAUAAAUGAAAACAAACUGUGUGAACAGGAUUACAAGUUCAAAAUAAAUGAAAACAACAUGGUUGACUGAUGGAUUUCAACAUCUUUGUUCGGUCAGUGCCACAUUUUGGUACCAGGCUAGGUCCUCAUCAAGCUGUGAUGAAGCUUGCGUAAUAAGGUCCUGGAACCCGUACUGAAAUGUCCCAUUGAAAGAAAAAAGAGGUAGAAGUCCAUGUCAACCCAAACCCAGAAGUAAUCAGUCAUAAACACAUACUUAUGAUAUGGUCAAAAUCGUACAAUGGAGAUUUCUUAUGAUUAUUGAAAGGGUUUUGUCAAUGAAACGUCUGCUUCUAAAAUGCUACUUAAAAAUGAAGUUCAAUAUAAAUAAUGUUCACAAACUUUGAAAAAUAUCUUAUUUUCUUUCUUAUUUUCAGUAGUUUCUUUCUUGCGAAACAAAUGGUUUCAUUGCAAAUUGAUUAUUAUACAAACUUCAUCUAUUUAUGUUUGUUUCAUUUAAUGUUUCAAAACAAAUACUUGGAAUUAACACUUUACAAAGUGUGUGUUUGUGUGAGGUUGUCUCCCCUUCAUAAAGUUCAGCCACGUUACAAAUAGUCCAGGAUCUGUAGGUGAUGAUUAUUGCUUUUUCUGGUAUGUAGCAGGAUGCUGCCCACUAGAGGGCGUGCAUAACAACCAGGAAUGUUACGAUGAUGUCUUCGACUGAAAAUGUCCUGAAUACUGUAUAGGAACUAAUCAGUACGAACAAGGGAACUUGUGGAGAUUAUAACUCAAAUUAUAGUGAUAAUAUAAAAGUACCAUUUUGAAAUGUAACAUUUAUAUGAAAAGAAAAAAAGCUAAUAACAACUAUAAGAUUAGGCCAUAACAAAUUAAUUAUUUGUUCAUCAGAUUCUUGGGUCAAGAGUAACGUCAAACCCUCGUGAAAAAAAUGGCAGAAUGAAAAUUCCUCUCGGCUCGUAUGUGUCAUGUUGUGUAGUCCCACUCUGUAAUAAGGCAAUACAUGCUAAAGAUUUCAGGAAGUACCUGUUGUUUUUCUUGCCAAAACUUUAGUAAGAAGGCAUUUUGCCCAAUAUUUUUAGCUGAUAAAAUGGUGACAUGUGCCUUAUGAUAUAUCAACACACACAAAAGUUAGGGGGAGAAAAAUGCCAGAGAUUUUGACAAACAGAUAAUGAGUUUGUUAUGGCCCAGGUUUGGUACUGCUGAGCUUCAACAUGUACUAUCCUAUUGGUGCUUCAUUGUAGAUGGGAUUUGCUGCCCUAUCAGUCGUAGGUUGGUAGUUGCUGGGCAUCUGACUUGGGUAACAAGCUAGAAACUCUUGUUUCAAUACUUUUGUAGAUGUAUACAGAUAUAUACAACGAAACUGUAGAUUUGCUAUGUAACACGCUGACGAUAUAUUAAUAUUGACCCAUUAACUUUCUAUGUGCAUGAUUUCUCCAAGUAUGGCUCAUUCCGAAAUAUUUACAGUCUGUAGUCUGUGUUGAAUUAACUCUUCAAGGGUGUCUGUCAUGUGUCCCAUAAUCUUUCACAGUUUGAAUGGCAGUGUACUCUUGUGAUCACAACAGGUUAAUUACUCAGUAAAUAAAUUAUUCAAUGUCCUCGACUCCGUAUGGUAAAUGAUUUACACUGAUGGAUGAAACUUAUAUUAUUAUCAAGAAACCCAUUGUUAAAGCUCUCCAUGUAAUUAUUUUUAUUAUAUACCUAUCUGAGUAGAUUUACAUCUCAAGAUAGAUUAUUAGUCAGUUAAGCUCUUUAUUGGCUUAAAAGCUUGUGAAAACACCUGUCUAGGUAUUAAGAAAUAAUUCAAAAGAAAGGUUUGAGAGAAUGUGUGGUUUCCUUACAUUGUGAAGUAAAUUAUGCACAUAAUAUUAUACUAACUUUUCUUUGAAGGAGUUUUGUCAGUGUGUAUGCUUUCAGAAUGUAGUAUGCAGUUGCAUUGUGAGAGACUUUAUACAGUUGUGUUUACUUUUAGCGAAUGAUAUUAACGUAUUAUCCUACCACGUAGAAUGAUAAUAUUGAAAAAUAGUGUGUGAAACCAAUUUAUAUAAUAUAUGUUUCCAUGCAUUUUCAUGGUCACUUGUAUCAUACAUUUACUACAGUGACAUUAUAGAACAAUAUAUUCCUAUUCAAUAUGGUAUAAUUAUCUUGUAUCACAUUAGAUCUGUCGAUGAGAGGGAAAUCGUGAUUGUUAGUGUGUUUCACAUUGAUAAAGUUAGUGAUUAUAUGCAAAACCUGUUUUUAUGAAAGAAGUAUUUUACUUUGAUGACCUUCACUUUCAGGUACUUGUAUGAUUAAUCGUAUCUGUAAUAUCUUCUGUUGUUAGCUCAGGCUUACUUAUAUGUUCAUAUGCAUAGGGGUCUAUGGUUGUUUGAUAGAUGUGUAGAAAUUUUAUGAAAUGAAUUUUGCGUUUGGAGAAAGAUUUCCGACCUAUGAUGCAUACAUGCAGAUGUAGUUGUGAUGCAUACAUGCAGAUGUCGUCGUGAUGCAUACAUGCAGAUGUAGUCGUGAUGCAUACAUGCAGAUGUCGUCGUGAUACAUACAUGUAUGCAGAUGUAGUCGUGAUGCAAGCGUUGUGUAGCUGAUGUGUUGUAACAGUGUAUUGCAUGAAACCAACAACCUUAUCCAUGUUUAUUCACACAAAUUACAUGUGACAUUUAGCCUAGCAGUAGGACAUGCUAUGUGGUUGGCCAUACAUGUGAUAAACAGGCCACUCUUGUUCUCACUCCCUGAUCAGUAGCAAGUUGGCAUCAUUACCUAUAAAAGAUUUUCUGAAAUAACAAUAACCACAAAGCAUUCCCACUAUCUAAGAUGACUAGGUCAGACUGUUGUUUAAACUUUCUGAUGUUUCAGUUUUCUAUUGGCUUAAACAAGAGUGAGUGAGUGAGUUGGGUUUUAUGCUGCUUUUAGCAAUAUUCAUGCAAAAGCACAGCUGAGGACACCAGAAAUAGUCUUCACACGUAUCCGUGUGGGGAAUCAAACCCGUGUCUUUAGCGUGACAAGCAAACACUGUAACCACUGGGUUAAUCCACCGCCCCAGAUUAAAUUACAAAGUAAAUGGAGUCAGAAUCAGGGAAUGAGAAACAAGAGGGAAUCUUUAUCUCCCUUAGGUCGAUAACCUUCUACGUUUACAGGUUCCAUACGGUAAAUAAAAUAAUUUUAUCUUUUUAAUAUUUUCUUUUUAAAAAGGAACAAUUUGUAAACAUUCAAAAUAUUUUUAAUAAGGUAUGCUUUAUGCAUAUUAUUUUGGUUGUAUUCCUCAAAACAUAUCUGUAAACUAUAAAGCAAGACUGGUUGAUCUGUUCUUGGGCUGUAGUUUUCACAUGCUGGUACAUUGUUGACCUGUACUCUGUUGACUGUACAUAUAUAUUCUAUUUUACUUGGGAGUCCAUCAAUCCCUGUCAUUGUCAUUUUGAAGACAGCAUUUUAUAUGUGUGGGGGAAGUACUUUUGAAGCUGAUAUUGUAUAUAGAGAAACUGACAAUAUUGUAAUAUAAGUGAGGACAAUUAAAGGCAUGUCUGUUUAAAUUAUUUGUGAUCACAUACCAAAUAAACAUCAAAUUGAUAUGUAUUUGUUUAUAUACUCUUUGUGUUCCUGCCUCAGAAAAAUGCUUUUAGAUAUCAAAAACAAGGUCCUGAUAAAUGAGAAUGUUGUACAAUAUGUGCUUGAUAUCGCAUAUGAUAAGUGUGUGUUAUUUAGGUCACAUUCAUGAGAAUGAUAUGCAGAUAAUAGUUUAUGACAUGAAUUCUAAAAGGUUUAUAUGGUAAUUGUAACACUUUCAUUCACAUUUAAUGGAAGCUAUAUAUUGACCCAAUGUUUCAAAUAUUUAUGAUUUUUCUUACUAAACGAAUCAUAUAAGUGAAGUUUUACUUUAUGAAAGUAAAGCGAGUUAAAGUUCUGAUUUUAUUCUGUUUUCUCACCAAUGCACACUUUUUGGACAAACUUAAAAAUUAUAAGGCACUAUGGUACAUUUAUGAGGUACCUCUAACAUGUGAGUUAUACACAUCUUACUGUUGGGAACAGUGCUAAAAUACUGAACUACGAGACCUGCCUGUGUUGUGUGUGAUUGUUUCAGAUGUGCACAAUAUUAAUCUCAGGAUAUUGUUUCUACUUGCUGAAAAAACUUUACAUGUCUCAUUUCUUAUUGGAAGAAAAUGUUUUCAAAGAGAACUAAAUUGUAAUAAUCAGCAGAGUGAGGACUUUAUCAGGACAGACAUUUAAAAACUAUAACUGAAAUAUCAAUCAUGGUCUCUCAUGGUGUGAAGUGUUACAAUGUGUCUCAUUUAUCAUGGCCUUGUCGGUUUGUGUAGAGAGUGGAGAUGCAUAUGUUUCAGUUGAUACAGACCUGCUGCUGUCAACAGCGCUGGGGACAUCCUAGACUAUGGAGCAGUUAUUUUUUCAAACAUAGAUUGCUUCAGAACUAAAGUCACGUCAGAAUUAAA
Messenger RNA from Haliotis rufescens (red abalone), 13139 nucleotides. RefSeq names its product solute carrier family 12 member 4-like. The transcript has 27 exons. Gene Ontology annotation, molecular function: potassium:chloride symporter activity. Gene Ontology annotation, cellular component: membrane. Lineage: Eukaryota; Metazoa; Mollusca; Gastropoda; Lepetellida; Haliotidae. The record is from RefSeq and is a predicted model, not a curated record. Bases 1690 to 4914 code for a protein of 1074 amino acids. Gene Ontology annotation, biological process: potassium ion import across plasma membrane; chemical synaptic transmission; chloride transmembrane transport.